This is a messenger RNA of Symbiodinium sp. CCMP2456, 665 nucleotides long. The record is from the annotation of a GenBank genome assembly. NCBI's taxonomy places the organism in Eukaryota, Dinophyceae, Suessiales, Symbiodiniaceae.
AUGGGAAACACAGCACAGUGCCGGUGCCACGAACAAGACGAGGAGCACGAUGUUGAUGGUGACAUCCUGGGGGAGGCCACUGUUUAUCUCAACAUCUAUGACCUGAACGAUGAGUGGCUGCAGUCCAACCAGAUCUCGGCGGACAUUCUCAACAUUGGAGGCGCCUUUCAUGCCGGAGUGGAAGUCCACGGGAAGGAGUGGUCGUUUGGUCAGGAUGGAAUCGACUGCCAGGAGCCUCGCACUCAUGACGUACAUGUCUACCGCAUGUCCAUCGCCAUGGGCCGGACAAGCCAGGCCGAAGCAGAGGUCGUUCGCUUCAUGGAUUUGGCAAUGGGAAGCCAAUGGCAUGGAUGCGACUACGACAUGCUUGAGCGCAACUGCUGUAGUUUUGCAGAGGUGGUGUGCAUGCACCUGGUUGGUAGAAAUCUCCCAGGCUGGGUGACGCGCUUCCCUCGUUUGGCCUGUACUGCUUCGCAGGGAGUAAACCACCUCAUCAACGUAGCCGAGCAGUUGGCAGCCGAGCAAGCCCACAAACUGCCAUGCAUCCCCGUAAGAAGUACUGACGCACUCCCCAAUGCCGAGGAGCACCACCCUUCGGACCAAUUCUCGGAAGAAGAGGUGGAGUUCAACGAAGACAGUCUUCCAAAAGUCGUCGUAUCACAGCC